AUGGCUUUUCUUACCUGAUAUCAAAAUAUAAAAUUUAUUAACAUGCAAAUUUCUGUAAUAGUAGCUCAUGCUGAGAGUUUCUUUAAUAUAUAUGCAGAAUCAUCAGAAUCUAUAGAAGAUCUAAAAUUAAAAAUUCAAGAAAAAGAAGGAAUUCCUAUAGAUCAACAGAGAUUAUUUUCUGAUUAUGAUGAAUUAGAAGACUGCCAUUCAUUAGCUGACUAUAAUAUUCAAGAUAAAUCAUCACUUUAUUUGGCUUUAGGACCUCGAGAUGGCGGCGUAUUAAUGACAAUUAUAGUCGAGGAGAAAUAUAAUAACCAUGAGAUAUGCAUUAAUUCUCGUAGCACAACUUUAGAUCUAAAACUUCUACUCAAAGAUCUAUCAGGUAUAUCUAUCAGUUAUCAACUAUUACUCUUUGGAAAAAAUUAUCUUCGAAAUUUUUGUACACUUGAAAGUUAUGGAAUUUGUCCUGGAGCUAUUCUUCAUUUAACUGAAGGAAGACGAGUGUGCUAA
Blepharisma stoltei is the source of this 510-nucleotide messenger RNA. The record is from the annotation of a GenBank genome assembly. NCBI's taxonomy places the organism in Eukaryota, Ciliophora, Heterotrichea, Heterotrichida, Blepharismidae.